UUCUCGUUCACAUUUGCGGUUUGGCUUUGAUUUCGAUUCAAAGCCUACCGUCUGGUUCUGGGAUCGCCUCUUGUUCUUUCCUUUUUAGAAUCGUGAUAGGAUGGCGGUUGCAAUCGGAUCGGAUCGGAUCUGCGAGUGAAUUGAAAACCUAUGGCGGAGGAUAAGUACAAUCUGAAGAACCCUGCGGUGAAGAGGAUCCUUCAGGAGGUCAAGGAGUUGCAGUCGAAUCCUUCCGAUGAUUUCACGAGUCUUCCUCUUGAGGAGAAUAUAUUUGAAUGGCAAUUUGCCAUCCGUGGACCGGAUGAUAGUGAAUUUGAGGGUGGGAUAUAUCAUGGACGUAUACAAUUGCCAGCAGAAUAUCCAUUCAAGCCACCUUCAUUCAUGUUGCUAACCCCAAAUGGGCGCUUUGAAACCCAAACGAAGAUUUGCUUGAGCAUAUCAAAUCACCAUCCAGAGCAUUGGCAACCGUCGUGGAGUGUGCGCACUGCCUUGGUUGCAUUAAUUGCUUUCAUGCCCACAAACCCAAAUGGCGCUCUUGGUUCCCUGGACUACAAGAAGAAAGAGCGACGAGAAUUGGCCAUCAAAUCUCGAGAAGCGCCCCCCAGAUUCGGUACUCCCGAACGUCAAAAGCUAAUUAACGAGAUUCAUGAAUAUCUGCUGAGUAAGGCGCCGCCUGUCCCUCGGCCGGGUUCUUCAGAUGCCUCUGAGGAGAAACCCGCCAAUGUCCAGGUAACUUCUGGAGCUGCUGUGGUAGAGAUUCCGAAUCCACCCGCAAUCGACAUGAUUGUUGAGGAAGCAGUACCAGAGGGAUUAUCUGUGAAUGUCAAUCUCCAGCCUGAAGCAGCAAGAGUGGCAAGAGAGGUGCCAUCGAGUCGCCCCACCGCUAAGGUGCAGCAGAGGCCGGAGACGAGAGUUCAUAGGCCAGCGGAUGACUGGUUGUUCAAAUGGGCUGCCAUCGGGCUCACUCUCGCAAUUGUCGUUCUUUUGCUGAAGAAGUUCAUGAAGGCAAGCGCUCAUGGUUCUGUGUUCAUGGAUGAAUCUUAGAUUACUGAUAUUUUUUGUCGGUUGAUAGCUUUGCUCUGAGGCACAAUGGUCGUAUGUGUGUGAAUAUUUUAAGGGUAAAUUUAAAUGUCUUAUAAUUCAA
Messenger RNA from Cucurbita pepo subsp. pepo (vegetable marrow), 1144 nucleotides. Its product is annotated as ubiquitin-conjugating enzyme E2 32. The record is from RefSeq and is a predicted model, not a curated record. Lineage: Eukaryota; Viridiplantae; Streptophyta; Magnoliopsida; Cucurbitales; Cucurbitaceae.